AUGGCGUCUCCUUGGCUUGAAAAAUUAAAGAAAGCACAGAAAACUUGCAUUAUUCAAGAUGGACGCAGAAAAAUACAUUACUCAUUUAGUGAUGGUACAGAGCUUUCUGAAGAAUAUUCAGUUAAAAAUGGAGAACUUAUCGUUCGUAAAUGGCGUAAAAAAGGUACAUUAGGUGGCGUUGGUAAUUGGGAUUAUGAGAUAGGUGAAGAACUAGUACCAAGACGAUUAGAUUCAGAGGGCAUGGUGGAAAGUACAGCUAACCCAAUAUUUGUAAGAAAGGACACAUUGACUAAUUUUCAGUGGAGAAUAAGAAAUCUACCCUAUACAAUAGAUAAUUAUAUUGUAACUGUUAGUGAUGAUAACCAACAAAUUAUUAUUAAAACUAAAAAUAAAAAAUAUUAUAAAAAGUUUAAUAUACCAGAUAUGGAGAGAAAUGGAUUGGUAUUAAAACCAGAAAAUGUUCAAAUAGCUCAUGCUAAUAAUACACUGAUUGUUACAUAUCCUAAACCAGAAGAAAUAUUAAAGACUGAGAAACAACUUCAACAAGAAUUACAGAAAAUGAAAGCAAGUCAGGAUGGUGAUGUUGAUUGUAGACCAAGUUGA
Lottia gigantea (owl limpet) is the source of this 603-nucleotide messenger RNA. RefSeq lists its product as hypothetical. The transcript is spliced from 6 exons. Lineage: Eukaryota; Metazoa; Mollusca; Gastropoda; Lottiidae. The record is from RefSeq and is a predicted model, not a curated record. Bases 1 to 603 code for a protein of 200 amino acids.